Molecule: messenger RNA, 969 nt
Organism: Heteronotia binoei (common prickly gecko)
Lineage: Eukaryota; Metazoa; Chordata; Lepidosauria; Squamata; Gekkonidae
Gene: RGS10
Product: regulator of G protein signaling 10
Exons: 5
Coding region: 178-723 (181 amino acids)
Biological process (GO): regulation of G protein-coupled receptor signaling pathway
Molecular function (GO): G-protein alpha-subunit binding; GTPase activator activity
Source: RefSeq, a predicted model, not a curated record
AGGGAUGGCCCCUUGCUCAAAGCGAGCUGACGUGACCAGCGCCGAGGGGAGAGCGCACAAAGCGGCGCGCAAAGCGCCUCCCAAGGAGGCUGGGCAGGCGCGGGCUGCGAGUGAGUCCCCGUAAGGGACCUCGGCUCUGGCUCCUCCUCGCCGCGGGUCUGCGAUUGCCUGCGAGAGAUGUUCAACCGCGCAGUGUCCAGGCUCAGCAGGAAACGGCCGCCUUCAGAAAUAAAUGACAGUGACAGCAAGCCAAGCAGCAGCAACCAAAUUCUAAAUGGCACAGCAAGAUGGGCUAUAUCGCUAGAAAAUCUACUGGAUGAUCCAGAAGGCAUCAAGAGAUUUAGGGAAUUUUUAAAAAAAGAAUUUAGUGAAGAAAAUGUUUUGUUUUGGCUAGCGUGUGAAGAGUUUAAGAAGACACAAGAUAAAAAACAGAUGCAAAAAAAGGCAAAUGAAAUUUACAUGACUUUCCUGUCAAGUAAAGCUUCUUAUCAAGUCAAUGUUGAAGGACAGUCCCGUUUGGAUGAAUCAAUAUUGGAACAACCUCACCCUCUGAUGUUUCAGAAACUUCAAGACCAAAUCUUCAACCUCAUGAAGUACGAUAGCUACAGCCGCUUCCUAAAGUCAGAUAUGUUUCUUAAACUGAAGCAGACUGAAGAACAAGAAGAUAAUUCAUCAGAUGCUCAAACUGCAGCAAAAAGAGCUUCUAGAAUUUACAACACAUGAUCCAAAUAAUAACAAAUUAUAUAUUCCACUGACAUUAUAAUGAACACCAAAUGAAUUCUCAGGAAUGGUCUCUGGGGUUAACACAAUUGAUUUAAAGUUUAGAAAACACAGAACCCUGUUAGGCAAUGUUUAACUAACUUAUAAACUUGAACAACCAAAUUGAUGCCUACUACUGAAACACCUUGCCCUAGGCAGUUCUGGCAAACCCCAGGAACAAUUGAAUGAUGUGUAUCAUGAGUAAUCUGC